Penicillium antarcticum is the source of this 309-nucleotide messenger RNA. RefSeq lists its product as uncharacterized. The transcript has 2 exons. Lineage: Eukaryota; Fungi; Ascomycota; Eurotiomycetes; Eurotiales; Aspergillaceae. The coding region runs from base 1 to 309 and encodes 102 amino acids. The record is from RefSeq and is a predicted model, not a curated record.
AUGACUCUCCGUCAUGCUGCUGCAACGGAUGGCACGGUGUUCCCAGUCCGCAUCACCACAUUCCCAAACAACCUUCAUUUCAUGAUCCAGAAUGAAGACGCCGGGGGUUACCGUGAGCCUGGUCCGAAUAAGAGACAAUGUGAAUGCGGUGUUAAUACCAUUGCGGAUAUAAUAGGUAAAAGCGGCGAAACUUGCUUUGCCAGUGUUACGUGCCGGGCGUUGGAAAAUGUAAGGCUCAUCGAGGCCUUUUUUAGACGGCGUCAGUUCUCUCCGUGGGGCUGUUACUAUCCUAAAUUGAACAAAAAAUGA